AUGCAUCUUAUGAUGAAAGGAUUCAAACCAGGGUAUACUGUUUGGACUAGUCAUGGUGAGGUUGAAAGUGACAGUAUGUUUAAUAACUUUGUUGUCGGUGAAAGUAGUAGAUCUACCGAGCAUAAUUAUUUCCAAGGUUCUAGAAUGUCAAAUAUGGUCGAUGAGAUUGCGGCAGCAAAGGAGGUAGAGAACAAGAGGGGUGAUCUCAAAUCAGUUACAGCAAUGCUUGAAUCCUUCCAAUUGUUCUCUAAAGCUUCAGGUUUACAAGCAAAUAUGAGUAAAUGUUCAAUUUACUUUGGAGGAGUUUCCAGCAUAGAAAGUGUGAAGAUCAUCCAGUAUACAGGAUUUACUGCAGGCCAACUCCCAUUUAAAUAUCUAAGUAUUCCCCUCUCCACCAAAAAACUUUCACUGAUGCAAUGGUCUCCCCUAAUAGAGAAAAUAGUCGCAAAGAUUUCAUCUUGGACUGCAAGAAAGCUAUCUCAUGUUGGUCGAACACAAUUAAUCCAAACAGUCCUAUUUGGAAUUCAAUCAUAUAGGUCCCAGCUCUUCAUUAUCCCAGCAAAGGUCUUAAAGCUUAUUGAUUCCCACUACAGAAGCUUUCUAUGGUCAGGGGCAAAUGUCAUUACGAAAAAAUCCCUAGUUGCUUAG
This is a messenger RNA of Solanum verrucosum, 648 nucleotides long. RefSeq lists its product as uncharacterized. Bases 1 to 648 code for a protein of 215 amino acids. Lineage: Eukaryota; Viridiplantae; Streptophyta; Magnoliopsida; Solanales; Solanaceae. The record is from RefSeq and is a predicted model, not a curated record. The transcript is spliced from 2 exons.